AGAGGCGGAGAAAUAGAAUAUCCGUAUGUGUGGGAAGGGCUCUGUCUGCUUGUUGAUUAGUCUUGAAUAAAAAAAGCAGGAAAAAUUUUUUUUUUCUAAAAACAGCUGUCAGUUUUUCGGAAUAAAUAAUAGCAUAAAAAUGCCAGGAAUUGACAAACUGCCGAUAGAAGAGACACUGGAGGACAGUCCUCAGACUCGCUCGCUGCUUGGCGUGUUUGAGGAAGACACAUGUGCCAUAUCCAGCUACUACCAUCAGCUCUUCAAAGCCAUGCAGAGGAUAUAUGAUGCACAGAAUGAACUGAGCGCUGCAACACACCUGACCUCCAAGUUAUUGAAGGAAUACGAAAAGCAGCGUUUUCCACUCGGUGGUGAUGAUGAGGUCAUGAGCUCCACUUUGCAGCAGUUUUCCAAAGUUAUCGAUGAGCUCAGCUCCUGUCAUGCCGUCCUGUCCACUCAGCUAGCAGAUGCCAUGAUGUUCCCCAUCACUCAGUUCAAAGAGAGGGACUUAAAAGAAAUCCUUACUCUGAAGGAAGUGUUCGAAAUAUCCAGCGACGAUCUCGACACGGCCAUCAACAGAUACAGUCGGCUGUCUAAAAAGAAAGAGAACGAGAAGGUAAAGAGUGAAGUGAUGGAAGAUGUUUACACUUCAAGGAAAAAGCAACACCAGACCAUGAUGCACUACUUCUCAGCACUUAACACGCUACAAUAUAAGAAAAGGAUUGCCCUGUUAGAGCCGCUGCUGGGGUACAUGCAGGCGCAGAUCAGUUUCUUUAAGCUCGGAUCAGAGAACCUCACACAGCAAUGGGAGGACUUCCUCACAAACAUCGGAACCAGUGUACAGAAUGUACGCAGGGAGAUGGACAGUGAGGUGGACACAAUGCAGCAGACAAUCCAAGAUCUGGAGCAGGCCAGUGAUCUGCUAUACAUGCCCGACCCUGACCCUAAUAAAAUCCCAAUUAACCGCAACCUGACCCGCAAAGCUGGAUAUCUCAACACUCGCAAUAAAACAGGGCUGGUGUCGUCCACCUGGGAGCGCCAAUAUUUCUUCACACAAGGAGGGAACCUCAUGAGUCAGUCUCGAGGGGACGUAGCAGGAGGGCUGGUCAUGGACAUAGACAACUGUUCUGUCAUGGCAGUGGACUGUGAGGAUCGACGCUUCUGCUUCCAAAUCUCUUCAUUCGAUGGCAAAAAGGUUGGCAUUUUACAAGCAGAUAGCAGAAAAGAUUGUGAAGAGUGGAUUGCAACAAUAAAUAACAUCUCGAAGAGGAUAUAUCUUAGUGAGAAGCCUGAGGAAACUGCAGCAAGAGUCAACCAGUCAGCUUUGGAGGCUGUGACACCAUCGCCUUCAUUCCAGCAGAGGCAUGAGAGUUUUAGACCCAGCACGCAGGGCCGACCCCGUGCAGCCCGCACUGGCAGCCAGAGCUCAGCAGGUUCUGAGUCACCUGCUCUCUCCUCUCUGUCUCUGGAUUCCCUGGUGGCUCCAAACACCCCCAUCCAGUUUGAUAUCAUUUCCCCAGUCAGUGAAGAUUGCACAUCACAGGCUAAAGGUCCUGUCCAGGGCAGAAGGACAAACCCAUUCGGAGAGUCUGGACAGGUGCAGUCAGGAGACAGUGAAGACUCCAUCCUGCACCAGCUCUUCAUCGUGCGUUUCCUGGGAUCCAUGGAAGUGAAGGCCACAGAGAACCCGGAUGUCAUCUACGAGACAAUGAGGCAGAUCCUGGCGGCUCGAGCCAUCCACAACAUCUUCAGGAUGACCGAAUCACAUCUGCUUGUCACCUGCGACUGCUUGAAGCUCAUUGAUCCUCAAACACAAGUCACAAGAUUAAGGUUCCCUCUGUCCAGCGUGGUGAUGUGUGCAUCCCAUCAAGAGAACAAGCGCUUGUUCGGCUUCGUGUUGCAUACAGCGGGGGGGCGAGUCGAUGGACGUCCCGUCACCGUCUGCUACAUCUUUGAAUCUAAUAAUGACGGGGAGAAGAUCUGUGAUAGUGUUGGUUUGGCAAAACAGAUAGCCCUUCAUUCAGAAAUGGAUCAAAAAGCCACUCAGAAGCAGAGAGAGAUGGAAAAGGCCAAGGAGAAGCACCAAGAAGAGCUGACUAAACAAAAACAGAUUGAAAAGGACCUGGAGGAACAAAGCCGCCUGAUAGCUGCCUCUAGUCGUCCAAACGCGCCGGCUGCUGACGGACAGUUCCUCGUCCUCAGCAAGAGCCAAUCAGAAGACAGCGAAAUCGGGGAGGAGGGGCAGAAAAGAGGCGAAUCUGAUGCUUGAGAGUAAAGAGCAUGAGGAUAAAGUUGAUCUCUACCUGGACUCAACUUUUCAUUCAAAGCUCUUAAACUUUAAGACAUUUCCUUUAAAGCUUCUGGUUUACUAAAGGAAAUGAUAUUUUUGUGAAAUGACUGCAGAUUAGAGCCGAAAGUGUCAUUUUAUGGGUGGGUGGAUUGGGAGAAACUCACACAAGCUGGUUUUAUUUGUAUUAAAUCUUGUAUUUUGUACCUUUUCCAUUACUGACUUGUAUUGAAAACACACUUUUAGAUGUUUUUUGAUUGUUGUGGUUGUUUGUGUGUGUUUGAGAGAGAGUGGUGCACUGCUAAAAACGUGUGUGUGUGGAUAACUGGGAUUUUAUUUUUUGAGGAAAUUGCACGUGUGAAUAUCACAUACUAAAGAAGGACUGAUACUGUAUAUUGAACUUUAUGCUCUAACAUGCCUGCAUGUUCUUCAGCUUGUGUCAUAUCUACAUCAGUAACUGAAUUGCAUUGCGGUCGAAUCUAAACAGAUUGUAAUUGUGGUGAAUUCUGUAAGAUUCAGAUUAGCCUUCGCAGACGGUCACCUAUGUAAUUAAGGAUUGUGGAUGUGGUAAUGUGGUAUUUUUAGGGGUUUAUUUGUCAAAUAAAGCAUAAAUUGUAAUCAUUUUAAUCAUUUGUUUAACCCCAUAAAAUUCCCAGUUUACCGUUAAUAAGUACAAUAAGAAUAUUGUUAUUUAACUCUAAUUACAAAUUGCAGUAAAAUUAUGUAGUUAAAGUCCUGGGAGUUUAAGGGGAUUUUUUAUAUAUAUAUUACAACGUUUACAGAUUUUGGCUUUUUUUUUUAAUGUAUAAAUAUAAUAUCAUGAAUAAUCAUGCUCUGUAAUUAACAUCCUGUAACAAUGAUGCAAAUGUACUUACUUUAAACACCAUGUCUGUUCAGUCUACAGCCGUCUGUGACAAGAAACCUUUUGGGGCGGCGGGAUUUAUCGUUUAUUUGUGUUGUUAACAGUUCAUUCUGACCUUUUGUCAAAUGUUGUGUUCAUGUAAACGAGUUUCUUCCAAAAUGGACACAAAUUCCUGAUGCACGUUUGAUUAUAUACAUUAGUGACUAAUGCUUUUUGAAUUCUGAAAUUUGACUUCAGCCACUGAAACAGAAUUUGAAACAGAAAACCCAGUUCUUGUUCAAUGGAAAAAUGGCUUUGUGUUGUUGGAAAUAAAAUGCAAAUGUUUUAGUCCA
This is a messenger RNA of Tachysurus fulvidraco (yellow catfish), 3478 nucleotides long. It is a transcript of the gene appl1, whose product is annotated as adaptor protein, phosphotyrosine interaction, PH domain and leucine zipper containing 1. Gene Ontology annotation, biological process: signaling. Gene Ontology annotation, cellular component: endosome membrane; cytoplasm. The record is from RefSeq and is a predicted model, not a curated record. The transcript is spliced from 22 exons. The coding region runs from base 140 to 2266 and encodes 708 amino acids. Gene Ontology annotation, molecular function: protein binding. Lineage: Eukaryota; Metazoa; Chordata; Actinopteri; Siluriformes; Bagridae.